AUGGAUACAGAUAAUUUUUUACAUCCCAUAAUACGAAGGCGUGUUCGAGCUCUGAAACGAAUUCAGUAUGAUGGUUUACAGUUAGAAGUUCAAUUUUAUAAAGAAUUAGCUGAAUUAGAAAGAAAAUACACGAAAAAGUUUGAAAAGUUGUACAGUCAAAAACUUUUGCCUUCUAAAUAUGAAUGUUCAACUCUUCAUACAUCUGCUAAAUUUAAUAUUCUAACAACACACACUACAGAAGAAGACGAUUUCUUUGAAAUCAUUAUCACUGAUUUAAAUGCUCUUUUAGGCAAUUCAAAGCGUCAUGCAAUUGUAUCCGGAACUUAUGAGCCCACCAUAGAAGAGACAGAAUUUUUCCUUAGUCAGGAUGACGAUGAUGACCCAAAUAUGUCAUAUAAAUCGUCGAAAUCAACAAAUGAAGGUGAUAUUCUUGAAGAAUCACAAAAUGGUAUGUUCAUAUUACGUUAUUGUACAAACUCAUAUUAUUUUUAUAAAAAUUAUUAUAACAAUGAUUCAGAUAAUGUAACUAAAAAUGUACCUGUUGGUAUACCAGGAUUUUGGUUAACAGUACUGAAGCAUUCACCACUAAUAUCAGAUCUCAUAAGUCAAUCAGAUUCAGCAGUGUUAUAUCAUUUAAUUGACUUACGGUCGAUUCCAAUUGAAGAAAAUGGAAAAUCUGGAUUUCAGUUAGAGUUUGAAUUUGAAACAAAUAAUUUUUUCACGAACAAUAUUCUGUAUAAACGUUAUUUCAUGGAUUAUGACGUUAAAAAUGACAAUCCAUUCAGUUACAAUGGACCAGAAGUAAAUUAUUCAGAAGGAUGUCAUAUUGAUUGGAGACCAAAUAAAAACAUAAUGGUGCAAAAUUGCCUGAAAAAACAUCAGAAUAAACCCAAAAUUGAGAACACUUAUUCUUUCCCACAGUAUCAGGUUUCAGCGGAGGGUGUGACAACUUCAACAUCUUCAUCUACAUUAUCAUUAAACGAUGAAUCAUUUUUCCAGUUUUUCAGUAUUUCUAAUCAAGCUUUAUCAGGAAAAGCAAGUGAUCCUGCAUUUGAACACAAGAUAUUGGAAGAUUAUGAUAUCGGUCAGUAUUUAAAGGAACGUGUUAUACCUCGUGCCGUUACAUAUUUUACUGGUGAAGCCUUGGAAUCAGAUGAUGACAAUGAGGAUGUUGGUGCUGAUGGUGGAUAUGAUGACAUUGAUGAAGAUGAUGACUUUGAAGUAAGGGAAAUGUUAAACGAGAUUCAUUGGACGAAUAUUUUGAACUAG
Molecule: messenger RNA, 1269 nt
Organism: Trichobilharzia szidati
Lineage: Eukaryota; Metazoa; Platyhelminthes; Trematoda; Strigeidida; Schistosomatidae
Source: the annotation of a GenBank genome assembly